Messenger RNA from Paramecium octaurelia, 403 nucleotides. NCBI's taxonomy places the organism in Eukaryota, Ciliophora, Oligohymenophorea, Peniculida, Parameciidae. The record is from the annotation of a GenBank genome assembly.
AUGCAAGUUCAGGAAUCUCUAUUUGAAUCCCGUCUAAUUGUGAUAAGAGAUUUUUAGAUCUACAAUCAUCCAACUGAUGAAUAAAUUAAAUUAGGACGUGCUCUAAAUGGAAGUUUGAUGAUUUUGCUAUUUGGGUUGAUGAUUUUAUCAUUUGUAUCACCAAUUUUGUUUUUCCUAAGUAAGCCAGUCACUCCUACUAGUUAUAGUGCUUCAGAUGUAUGAAUAUCUUAUAUCAAUAGGAAUGAGUUAGAGAAGAUUAUCACUAAGCCAUGUAAUAGUAACUAGCAAUCCUGAUUUCAUAUUACUGACAAUUAGUUUUACAUUCAUCUUAGGAACAAUAACACUGUCUACUUUGCAGAUGGAAUAUUUUAUAUCUCCUUUAGUAAUUUAGUUUUGGUGGGUG